Molecule: messenger RNA, 1040 nt
Organism: Pimephales promelas (fathead minnow)
Lineage: Eukaryota; Metazoa; Chordata; Actinopteri; Cypriniformes; Leuciscidae
Gene: hemgn
Product: hemogen
Source: RefSeq, a predicted model, not a curated record
AUGUUUAACCAGAUAAUUAUUCUCUUAGCGGCAGGAAGAGUAAAUGGGCACAUAUUUUUUUUCAGCCCUGUCAUUUCAAUACUUCAUAUUCAUGUGACAGGACAACAAAAUGGAAGAGAUGUUGGAGAAAGAGAUUCUGCUGUCAGAAGACAAAGAUUCUGAUGAAGGUGGAAUUCGGCGGCGACUGAGAGACAGAGACCUGUUGAAGAAACGAAAAGCCGAGGCAGAGGAAAAGGCAACCAACCAGUGGGUUUAUGGGGCACAAAGCCUUAAAAGAGUGAAAAGGAGGACCAGCAGUACCCCAGGAAGGAAAGGUCGACCAAGGAAAGAACAGCCUAUAAUUAUUCCUGAAGAUCUUGGUCUGCCUGAGGAAACAGAUCCUUCUCCUCUCACACUUCCCAUCACAGUACCUGUAAUACCCACUACAGCAGAGACAGUGCCCAUUCAACCAGCUGAGCCACAGCCAGAGCUGGUGCCUGUUGAAGCAGCCAGUGAAAAACCUCUCGAGGAGUUUCUGAUCGAGGAUCUGGGGCCGGAUGAGGAGGACGACAUGCCUCAAAAAAGCCUUAUCAUUGAUACAGGUGAUAGUGAGCAGCCAUUUGCUGAUGUGCCUGAACAAAUUGAAGUCUCAAUGCCAGCAUUUCUCCCACCACCUGGUCCUUCUCAAGCAGACAGCCAAAGCCUAUCUGAGAAUGUACUUAUCUGAGUAUCCAUUUUCUAUAGUAAAAUAAAGCAUUUUCUAUAUUUACUUUAUCUCAAAGCAUUUCAAAACCUGAAACAAAAAAAAGGGGAUAUUUAUUAAAAGUGUUCAUGUUUCUGUGUACAUAAGCCACUCAUCAAUAUACUCUGUCCAAAUGAUUUUAAUAAAAUAAAAAUAUGAAAUUGUGUUAGACUAGUAUAGCACUUUUGUGCCCCCUGGUGAUUAUAAAAGAGAACUUUUAAAUACAAAACAACCAGAUAUUUUCCUUUUAACCUCUAUGACAAAUAAUCUGUGUUUAGUUUGUACAACUUAUUUUAAAAUAAACGGGUUUUAUAUUUUG